AUGGAUCCUCUUUCCGCAACAGUCGCGGCUACUCAAGUGGCAGAACUGCUAUACAAGGCUUCCAUGUUGAUUCGGAGAUUUGUGAAGGAUGCAAAAGCGAUCGAUGCGAACCUCAAGGGACUCGGAAAUGAAAUCCAGUCUUUGAUGUCCAUUGUCAAUUCAAUCACUACCGCUUUCGAAGACCCCACUGUUCAGCCAUCUCUGCAGGCAGCCAAAGACAAUGCGAUCUUCUUGAACCAUGUGAUAGCAUUGCUCACGGAUUGCAAAAUAAGUGGCACUGAAGUGCUGCUGAUUCUUGAGAGCCUGAGCGGGAGGGAUGACCCUGACAACUUCCUCUGGAAAUCAGCCAGACAAAUACGCUUUUACAGAAAGCAUGAGAGCCUUGAUAGGUUGCAGGCUAGACUUUCGUCCCACAAAUCGGAUUUGCAGGUUGCCCUUGGGGUCAUCAAUAUGCUUGUCACCGGUCACUCGUCGGACAGAGUGAACAAUUCGUUAGGUUCGAAAAUCGAUCAAUUGGCGAAAAACCUGGAAAUGCAAUUGAUGCAAAGGAAAUCUGUCAAUGGCAACGGGGUUGGAGAAGAUGACGACGAUGAGGACGCCCGUUUCAUUCGCCAUUCAAAGGAGCUCAUAGAUUCGGCGACGAAAGUCUUAUCAAGACAGAACACAUUGAUCUUGGAAGAUAUUGAAGUGAUUGACAUGGCGAGAGAGCUUGAUAUUGAACGCGAAGAGCACGAGUCGGAAUUCGAAGAAGUCGAAGAUCAAGGUUUCGUUCCUCCCUCAAACCGCUCCCUACAUCAGACGCAGGUCCCACUUCCCGCUCGGACACCAUCCCGUAAGCAAUCGCCAAAAUCGGUCGACACUUCUGUACUCUCAGAAAAUGGAUGUAUUUCAGCUUCGGACCAUGGCAUGACACAUGAGAUGGGACAAAACACACAAAUAGCUGUAAGGUUCAGUACCCCAUUUACAAACCCACCACGGAUGAUCUACGGACUCAGCCAUAUCGAUUGCGUGGACGGUGAGAAUGUUGUGGAUGCAGCAGGCCCACGAGUAGCUUUCGAUGUCGUCGACAUUGCCGCUGAUGGGUUCCAGGCAACCGCUCGAACAUUUGGCAAUUGUGUCCCUUGGGACCUCAAGAUGUCGUGGCUCACGCUUCCCGAGAAUGGCAUCCACUUUGAGACCGGUACUUUUGACACCUCUACGGUGCGCAACGAUUCCAGAUCGCUAGCCGUUACAGCUGUUACUUUUUCUCGACCAUUUCAAAGGAAUCCAAUCGUUUGUUGUUGGUUCACAGAAGUAGAUAUUCCGUAUGGCUGGCGCUCGUUGAGGACUUGGGCUGCUCGCAUAACACAUGAUGGCUUCGUACUAUCGGUUGAUACAUGGGCCGAUCGCGUAUGGAAGAACGCCCGGGUCAACUGGCUGGCUUAUGAUGCAGAAGAGGAUGGACGACGAAUCAAGAGCUCUGUGCAAAUCGUUAAACGACACGAAGUGAGGAAUUUUUCCUCCCCAUGGUUAAGAGAUCCUCAAGCUCGCGACCCCACCACCUUCAUUGCUAUCACCGAGUUGGAUUGCGGUCCCAGUCGCAACACCAGGAUUAGUGGACAGAUCACAAACAUCACCGGCGGACGACUGAUAGGAGAGAUUGGAACGUGGGAUGACACCGACAUGGACCAUUUGCAUUGUACCUGGAUUUCAAUAGAGUAG
Molecule: messenger RNA, 1701 nt
Organism: Exophiala bonariae
Lineage: Eukaryota; Fungi; Ascomycota; Eurotiomycetes; Chaetothyriales; Herpotrichiellaceae
Exons: 2
Coding region: 1-1701 (566 amino acids)
Biological process (GO): cell-cell adhesion
Cellular component (GO): cell surface; protein complex involved in cell adhesion; phagocytic vesicle
Molecular function (GO): N-acetylgalactosamine binding; oligosaccharide binding; polysaccharide binding
Source: RefSeq, a predicted model, not a curated record